UCUUGACAUAGAAAAAAUGGACCGUACUGUUACAGAGGUUGAUGGAGGUUUCAUCGAGGGAGAAAUUCUCAUCAACAAGCUCAACGAUGAACCUUACUAUAGCUUCAAAGGUGUCCCAUAUGCCCGCCCACCCACUGGAUCGCUGCGUUUUAUGCCUCCAAAAAGCGUCGAGAAGUGGGACGGAGUUCGUCAGUGCAAAAAACAUGGCAAUGCGUGUUGUCAGAAAAUGCUGUUCACCGGACCCUUGCUUCCCAUUAUUUCAGGAGCCGAAGACUGCCUUUACUUAAAUAUUUACUCUCCAGUGGGUAAUUCUUGCGAAUCAUUAAGGCCAGUGAUGGUAUUUAUUCACGGUGGCGGUUUUCAGUCCGGAAGUUCAAACUCAAAUUUGUAUGGACCGGAUUUUUUAAUUGCAAAGGAUGUUGUUUUAGUUACAAUUAAUUAUCGGUUAAAUAUUUUUGGGUUUUUAAAUUUAGGAAUCAAGGAGUGUCCGGGAAAUGUUGGUUUGCUGGACCAAAGAGCAGCUUUAAUUUGGGUAAAAAAGCAUAUCAAGAAGUUCUCUGGGGAUCCUGACAAUAUUACAAUCUGCGGAGAAAGUGCUGGAUCUGCUUCCGUCAGCUAUCAUUUACUCUCUCCACUCUCCAAAGGUCUUUUUCACAAAGCGAUCAAAGCAAGUGCCUGCGUUCUUGAUCCGUGGGCUUACAUGGACCCUGAGGUAUCGAUUAGACGAGCUUUCCGUGUCGGAGAAAAACUUGGAUGUGUCACCCAUGAUGUAAAAGCACUUCAUGAAUUUUUAAUGGCAGUGCCUGCCAAAAAACUUGUCAGAGCUGUCCUAUCCAUCAUGACCACUGAAGACCUUCACACUGGGUUAGCCUUUUCGUUUGUCCCUUCAAAAGAAAUAUGUGGAUCUUACAAGGGUCGAUUUUUACCUUCAGAACCUAGGGCUCUUCUAACACAAGCUCCCGCUGUGCCCGUUGUACUUGGUUUGAACAGCUCGGAGGGAUUUAUCAUUUACUUGGAAAAUCAUAAGAUGUUGAAUAAAGUUAAAAAAGAUCCAGUACGGGCUAUGGACACUAUGUUUCCCGACGAUCUGAAGAGCAUAUCGAACGACCGAUCGAAAGUGGCGGUCGCCAAAAAUAAAGUGCGGCAGUUUUACCUGGAGGCCCAAAAAAAUAUUCCCGUUCAAAAAUUUGCAGACUUUUUCGGUGAUAUUAACUUUUUGCGCGGAAAUUAUCAAUGGUUGAACUCUUGCUUAAGUUAUUCAGACUCAAAACCAAUAUAUUUGUACCUGUUUGAUUUUGAUACCGCUAUAAGUAUAAUUAAACUCAUGCCAGGAUUGCGGAUGCCUGAUUAUAUUACAGGUCCAUGCCAUGGUGAUGAUCUCCUUUUCCUAUUCAGCAAGCGAAUUUUGGACUAUUGUAUAUUGAGAUCAGAUGCUUGUAAGCAGGUUGUGGAAAAUCUGACCACAGUUUGGACAAAUUUUGCCAAGUUUGGGUAAUAUCUUUUCUAGAAC
Bemisia tabaci is the source of this 1510-nucleotide messenger RNA. Lineage: Eukaryota; Metazoa; Arthropoda; Insecta; Hemiptera; Aleyrodidae. The record is from RefSeq and is a predicted model, not a curated record.